AUGAGUCUUAAUGAAGAUAAAAGAAAUUACUUUCAAAUGUGUCUAACAUGUUAUAAUUUGAGUGGCUUGCGACCAUCGAGUAAAUUGUUUCUGAAAAUUAUAUCUCAGUAUAUUUUGUAUCCCUUAAAAUUAGUUUUGUUUGUAAUGAUGAUUUACAACAUCCGUUUCAAGCAUAAUAAUAUCACAGAAAUUACCGAAGUAUUUAUUGCAGUCUGCACUUUUGCAUACAUAAUUCUUCGAAAAACUAUUUUAAUAAAAAAUAGUUAUCUAUAUGAAGAUUUAAUAGAAGAACAGUCUCGUUUCUGGAAAUAUGAUCUUUUUGGAAAGUUAACUGAGUCAAAACUUCGUAAAAAUAUGCAAUUUUGCGAGUCUUUAAUCAAACUUAUCGUCAUAAGUGGAUGUAUUUCAGCAACAGUACAUAGUAUUUCUCCACUUUUUGUGAAAGAUCUUGAAUUGCCACAAGCUUGUUGGAUUCCUGGGAAAAAUCCAAUUGCUAAAAACAUUAUUUAUGUUCUAGAAAGCGUUAUUCAUGUAGAAUGCUUAAAUUAUGUAGCAGUUUUUGACGGUUUGUAUUUGCUAACGACCGCAAAUCUCAAAGUGCAAUUUGUGUUAUUACAAAAAGCGAUUGAAUGUAUUACACUUAAAAAUGGGGAAGAGAAAACUUCCUGGACGCAGUUGAAACAGUGUAGCCAGUAUCACAGAUAUUUGCUAAGUAUACAUCGAAAAAUUAACAAAAUUUACUCCGAAUACUUUCUCUGUUCUUAUAUCCUCACAAUUUGGGGCACUUGCAUACCGUUGUUUGUAAUUUUUAAUAAUUCAUCAAAUGUUGCCGAAGUUGUCGAAAGCAUGUUCAUCGCUUUUUUAAUAAAUACGUUGCUUGUGAUGAUGUUUAUUCCAGCUAGUGAAAUAGAAAUUGAGGCUGAAAAACUAGCGUUGCAAAUUUAUUUUAUAAAUUGGUACGAGACCAAAAAUUUAAAAAUUCGGAAGUUCAUUCUUUUUUGGCUAAUGCAAGCCCAGGUUCCCGUACGGAUGACAGGAGGUGGAAUGUUGAUAAUAAAUAGGUCUUUGAUGCUUCAAAUUCAGCGAAUCGGAUUUUCUUUAACGACUUUGUUAACAGGUCUUACGACGUAG
Molecule: messenger RNA, 1131 nt
Organism: Tribolium madens (black flour beetle)
Lineage: Eukaryota; Metazoa; Arthropoda; Insecta; Coleoptera; Tenebrionidae
Exons: 6
Coding region: 1-1131 (376 amino acids)
Biological process (GO): detection of chemical stimulus involved in sensory perception of smell; sensory perception of smell
Cellular component (GO): plasma membrane
Molecular function (GO): odorant binding; olfactory receptor activity
Source: RefSeq, a predicted model, not a curated record